Messenger RNA from Parnassius apollo (apollo), 951 nucleotides. The record is from the annotation of a GenBank genome assembly. NCBI's taxonomy places the organism in Eukaryota, Metazoa, Arthropoda, Insecta, Lepidoptera, Papilionidae.
AUGGAAACAAAAGCUGCUGAAUAUGCGGAGCUCGCUAGUCGACCAGUAUCAGAGCGGUCGGCGGCGGACACGGAGGCAGCCCACGAACUACUGUCGUUGGCUCACAGCGUACCUCCACUUCCACCCGCCGCCGUUUUCACCGUCCUGCAUGCGACUGACACGCCUCUCGUGCCGCUAUAUACCUACACUAUUCAACCUACCAACAUUUUUAUAAUAGCCGAGGAGCCACCGGAACCGAUCAUCCACACAUUUCAGGCAGUCGCACCUGUACAACCCGUUGAAUACGCCACCGUCGAAGGUUCAAUAAGCUACGUGGCAUAUCAACCUAGUGAGCUCAUUGAACAUAAAGCACUCGAUCCAGUACCGCUGCAAGAGCCGACCCUAGUCCCAGAACUUAAACGAGCGGAGCCAGAACCGGAACCGGAACAGGAACCAGCACUAGACCAAGAACCGGAUCCUGAUACAGAUAUAGAAGUCGAACAACAACAACCUAUCACAUUAAAGGAAAAAGGAGGAAAAUUCGACUGCAAUGAAUGUGGUAAACGCUACGCGACUUCGUCAAAUUUAUCGCGCCAUAAGCAAACACACCGAAGCUUAGAUUCGGGGUCGGCGAAACGUUGCGGCGAAUGCGGCAAAGCCUACGUGUCAAUGCCGGCGCUGGCCAUGCACGUGCUUACUCACCGCAUGGGCCACGUUUGUGGCGUGUGUGGCAAACAGUUUUCUCGGCCUUGGCUGCUUCGUGGGCACUUGCGUUCUCACACUGGCGAGAAACCAUACAACUGCGCCUCCUGCGGGAAGGCUUUCGCGGAUCGCUCCAACCUUCGCGCCCACCUGCAGACUCAUUCGGCUGACAAGAAAUACGAAUGUACACGCUGUCAUAAGACUUUCGCACUCAAAAGCUACCUCAACAAACACCAGGAGUCAGCAUGCGUGCGCUCCGACGACGAGUAA